GACAGUCGGUGUUGGACACAUGUCUUUACACUUCCCCAAUUUCUAAUCAUCUCUCAAACAAUCACACGGACCUCGAACCAACCUCGCCAGCAGUUGCCACCUCGCCAUAACCAAACACUCCCACCAUGUCCUCUUCUUCCCCAUCACCCUCCUCUAGGGUUUUACAGCGUCUUCCAGGCUUCUUCUAGCCUUUUUUAUACAAAUUUACAGUACCACCCAAAAACCCAAAACACACUCAAAUUUACACAAGCCAACAGCAUAUAUUACAUACAUAUACAGUUUGAGCAGGUUUUAGAGAGAAAGAGGGGGAGAGAGAGAGAUGGGUCAAGACAGUAGUUUUACAGCUCAGAAGAGAAGUGCUGGUGGGUUGCCCACUAGCACCACUGGAACCUCGGCCAAUGGCCGAGCAGGUCGUGCUUAUGGGUCUCUGCCACGUGGCCGCCAGAUCCAGAAGACCUUCAACAACAUCAAAAUCACCAUCCUUUGCGGCUUCGUCACCAUCCUUGUCCUCCGAGGCACAAUCGGGGUCGGCAACCUGGGUAGCUCCGAGGCCGACGCCGUCAACCAGAACAUCAUCGAGGAGACCAAUCGGAUCCUCGCCGAGAUCCGAUCCGACUCCGACCCCAACGACCCGGAUGAGCUGACUCAGACCGAGAUCAACCCCAACAUCACAUACACUCUGGGACCUAAGAUCGCGAAUUGGGACAAAGAGCGGAACGCUUGGCUUCAAUCCAACCCUGAGUUCCCGAGCUUGGUUAACGGUAAGCCUCGCGUUUUGCUCGUAACUGGGUCUCCUCCUAAGCCGUGUGAUAACCCAAUUGGGGACCAUUAUUUGUUGAAAGUAAUUAAGAACAAGAUUGAUUAUUGUAGACUUCAUGGCAUUGAGAUUGUGUAUAAUUUAGCUCAUCUAGAUAAGGAACUUGCUGGCUAUUGGGCCAAAUUGCCUUUGAUUCGAAAACUGAUGCUUUCGCAUCCUGAGGUUGAGUGGAUUUGGUGGAUGGACAGUGAUGCAUUGUUUACUGAUAUGGUGUUUGAGCUUCCACUCUUCAAGUAUAAUAGUCAUAAUCUUGUAAUUCAUGGGUACCCGGAUUUGUUGUUUGAGCAGAAGUCGUGGAUUGCGUUGAAUACCGGUAGUUUUUUGUUUAGGAAUUGCCAGUGGUCUUUGGAUUUGCUUGAUGCUUGGGCUCCAAUGGGUCCCAAGGGUCCGAUAAGAGAGGAGGCUGGGAAGAUUUUGACUGCCAAUUUGAAGGGGAGGCCGGCGUUUGAGGCCGAUGAUCAGUCAGCAUUGAUAUACUUGUUGCUUUCACAGAAGGAUCAAUGGAUGGAGAAGGUGUAUGUUGAGAAUUCCUACUAUUUGCACGGUUACUGGGCUGGAUUGGUGGAUCGGUAUGAAGAGAUGAUCGAAAAGUAUCAUCCGGGGUUGGGUGAUGAGAGGUGGCCAUUUGUGACCCAUUUUGUGGGUUGCAAGCCUUGUGGAAGUUAUGGGGAUUACCCUGUUGAGAGGUGCUUGAGCAGCAUGGAGAGGGCUUUCAACUUUGCAGAUAACCAGGUGCUUAAGCUGUAUGGGUUUAGGCACAGGGGAUUGUUAAGCCCUAAGAUCAAGAGGAUCAGAAAUGAGACGGCCACUCCUUUGGAGUCUGUUGACCAGUUUGAUAUUCGGCGGCAUCCGGUGCAUGGGGAUAGUGGAUCACACAGCUAGUGAGUAAAACAUCCUCAAAUGUGUGAUUAUUGUUAGUUAAUGAUGUAAAACAUCAGUUACAGAAGAUUUAAACUUGAUAACAGUUCACGUUUACUUGUAUUUUUGUUUGAUCAGUUGUCUUCUUUCCAACUUCCAAGAACAAUAGAAUAGAAUUCUUUCACAAUCUUGAGAUCAUCUUUGUAUUGUGUUCUAGUAAUCCUUAAGGAGGAAUUUUAUUUAUUGAUGGCAGUAUACUUUGCUACGUUCUUGUUUUUCGGGUUGAUCCGAAACGUUAA
This is a messenger RNA of Prunus persica (peach), 1974 nucleotides long. RefSeq names its product probable xyloglucan 6-xylosyltransferase 5. The transcript has a single exon. Gene Ontology annotation, molecular function: hexosyltransferase activity. The record is from RefSeq and is a predicted model, not a curated record. Gene Ontology annotation, biological process: xyloglucan biosynthetic process. The coding region runs from base 320 to 1699 and encodes 459 amino acids. Lineage: Eukaryota; Viridiplantae; Streptophyta; Magnoliopsida; Rosales; Rosaceae. Gene Ontology annotation, cellular component: membrane; endosome; trans-Golgi network.